Molecule: messenger RNA, 867 nt
Organism: Colletotrichum godetiae
Lineage: Eukaryota; Fungi; Ascomycota; Sordariomycetes; Glomerellales; Glomerellaceae
Exons: 5
Coding region: 1-867 (288 amino acids)
Source: RefSeq, a predicted model, not a curated record
AUGGAUGCCAUCCUAUUCAUACUUGACCAAAAGACUCGCGUCCCCUCAGUCUACAACUUAACCCUCGACCAAACGAGCGGUUCCCACUGGACAUCAGCCUUCCUCACAACAAUCACAGGAGCCCAAUACCUCGCCCUCUCCCGCAUCCUCGGCUCAAUCUGCAAAUCCUCCCUUCUGAACCUUGACACCCUCGAAUAUAGCAACGACCUCAACUAUGGAACAGCCCUUCAGAACGCAACCACCAGGACCUACCAAAACACAACCGCCUCUUCCUCCAACCCAGCAGCAGGCUUCCACGUCUCAGCCGGAAACGACUACGCAUACAACCUCACCUGGCAAGGCACCUCCAAAGUCCUCUUCAACGGUGGCAACGCAGCCUUCACCCUUGGCCCAAACUUUGCAAACCCCACAGAGUGGUCUGUCCCCGCCAGCACGACCUCCGGCACCCUCACCCUCAGUAACAUCGAGACCAUCACCAUCGACCCAGCCCGCUCACCAAGUAUCUGGUCCUACGGCUUCGGUGCACCCUCGCACCAGCUUUACCAAUUUGCAACGAUCCGUGUGGGUGAAGAAUUGCACUACGUCCUGCCAUUCGAUAUGGAGACGCGGGGCUGCAGCGGUUGGACGUCUCCGAAGUCAAAUAUCACGUACCCCCAGCGCUGGGAACUCAGGUUUGAGAAUGGGGAUGUGCUUGAUAUCAAGUCGCUAAGUGACACUGUUUACGCGGGGUAUGUUAAUGUUUCUGGGAAGUUUCUGGGGCAGGAGGUUGGGUUUGGGGUCGUGGAAAUGAUCAAGCUGAUUGGAGAUUAUCCGGACAUUAAGAUGUGCUGGGCUGCUUGUUGCACAUUGCACACCGGAAGAGAAUGA